AUGUUGUGUUGGAUUGGGUUGUGUUGGGUUGUGUUGGAUUGGGUUGGGUUGUGUUGUGUUGGGUUGAGUUGUGUUGAGUUGGGUUGUGUUGGGUUGGGUUGUGUUGUGUUGGAUUGGGUUGUGUUGGGUUGUGUUGGAUUGGGUUGGGUUGUGUUGUGUUGGGUUGUGUUGUGUUGGGUUGAGUUGGGUUGUGUUGGGUUGUGUUGGGUUGGGUUGUGUUGGAUUGGGUUGUGUUGGGUUGUGUUGGGUUGUGUUGGGUUGUGUUGUGUUGGGUUGUAUUGGGUUGGGUUGUGUUGGAUUGGGUUGUGUUGGGUUGGGUUGUGUUGGGUUGUGUUGGGUUGGGUUGUGUUGGGUUGGGUUGGGUUGGGUUGUGUUGGGUUGGUUUGUGUUGGGUUGGGUUGGGUUGAGUUGUGUUGGGUUGUGUUGUGUUGGGUUGUGUUGUGUUGUGUUGGGUUGGUUGGGUUGUGUUGGGUUGUGUUGUGUUGGGUUGUGUUGGGUUGUGUUGGAUUGGGUUGUGUUGGGUUGUGUUGGGUUAUGUUGGGUUGGGUUGUGUUGGGUUGGGUUGUGUUGGGUUGUGUUGUGUUGUGUCGGGUUGUGUUGUGUUGGGUUGUGUUGUGUUGGGUUGGGCUGUGUUGGGUUGUGUUGUGUUGGGUUUUGUUGGGUUGUGUUGUGUUGGGUUGGGUUGUGUUGGGUUGGGUUGAGUUGGGUUGUGUUGGGUUGUGUUGUGUUGGGUUGUGUUGGGUUGGGUUGUGUUGUGUUGUGUUGGGUUGGGCUGUGUUUGGUUGUGUUGGGUUGUGUUGUGUUGGGUUGUGUUGGAUUGUGUUGGAUUGGUUUGGGUUGUGUUGUGUUGGAUUGGGUUGUGUUGGAUUGGGUUGGGUUGUGUUGUGUUGGGCUGUGUUGGGUUGUGUUGUGUUGGGUUGUGUUGGGUUGUGUUGUGUUGGGUUGGGUUGUGUUGGGUUGUGUUGGGUUGGGUUGAGUUGGGUUGUGUUGGGUUGUGUUGUGUUGGGUUGUGUUGGGUUGGGUUGGGUUGUGUUGUGUUGUGUUGGGUUGGGCUGUGUUUGGUUGUGUUGGGUUGUGUUGUGUUGGGUUGUGUUGGAUUGUGUUGGAUUGGUUGUGUUGAGUUGGGUUGUGUUGGGUUGGGUUGUGUUGUGUUGUGUUGGAUUGGGUUGUGUUGGGUUGUGUUGGAUUGGGUUGGGUUGGGUUGUGUUGUGUUGGGUUGAGUUGGGUUGUGUUGUGUUGGGUUGGGUUGUGUUGGAUUGGGUUGUGUUGGGUUGUGUUGGGUUGGGUUGUGUUGGGUUGUGUUGGGUUGGGUUGUGUUGGGUUGUGUUGGGUUGGGUUGGGUUGUGUUGGGUUGUGUUGGGUUGGGUUGUGUUGGGUUGUGUUGGGUUGGGUUGUGUUGUGUUGUGUUGGGUUGUGAUGGUUGGGUUGUGUUGGGUUGUGUUGUGUUGGGUUGAGUUGGGUUGUGUUGGGUUGUGUUGGGUUGUGUUGGGUUGGGUUGUGUUGGAUUGGGUUGUGUUGGGUUGUGUUGGGUUGUGUUGGGUUGUGAUGGGUUGGGUUGUGUUGUGUUGGGUUGUGUUGGGUUGUAUUGGGUUUUGUUGGGUUGUGUUGUGUUGGGUUGUGUUGUGUUGUGUUGGGUUGAGUUGGGUUGUGUUGGGUUGUGUUGUGUUGUGUUGGGUUGAGUUGGGUUGGAUUGGGUUGUGUUGGGUUGUGUUGGGUUGUGUUGUGUUGGGUUGGGUUGAGUUGGGUUGUGUUGGGUUGUGUUGUGUUGUGAUCGGGCUGAAGCUUCUUUGA
Messenger RNA from Knipowitschia caucasica, 1791 nucleotides. The record is from the annotation of a GenBank genome assembly. NCBI's taxonomy places the organism in Eukaryota, Metazoa, Chordata, Actinopteri, Gobiiformes, Gobiidae.